GGGUUCGUCAUGACACUUAUUGGAACAGCCGGAGAUCAGUCCCUGCCAACCCUUUUUGACUGCAACCGCAAUGAUACGUACGCCUCUCCUUUUAACACUAGUUUCCGGAGCAUACAUCGGCGGCCUCGUCCUAGCCGCUGAUGUGUCGACCCUCUCCUCUUCUUUGAAGGUCAUCUCGGCAAAUGUCUUCCCUGGUCUCAGGGACAUUGCAGCGGACGUCUGGAGAAACCCUGAGAUUGGGCUCGAUGAGAACCAUGCCCACGACCUCGUUGUCGACUACUUCACCAAGAUGCGGUCGGGCGAAUGGGAGGUAACACCUCACGCUUUUGGCAUGUCGACAGCUUGGAAGCUCGAGUUCGAGUUCCGAACACCUGCCAUCCCGCCUAGCGAGAAGUUGCCCGCCAUCGGCUUCAUGGCCGAGUACGACGCACUCGUUGGUAUCGGCCACGCAUGCGGACAUAACCAAAUCCUGCUCAAUGCAUUGGCAGCCGCGAGCAUGGCUCGGGAGGCACUUAUUAAACUUGAGAUCCCCGCGCGUGUUGUGGUCAUCGGGACCCCAGACGAGGAGAACGGGGCGGGCAAAUGUCAACUGCAGAAAGCGAGCGCGUUUGAGGAUGCGGAUAUCUGGUUCAUGGCACAUCCGACGAAUGCCAACGCGGUGCAGCCUAUGAACUCUCGCAUCAACGCGUUUUCCGACUUCAGAGCCACAACCCAUCGUGGGGCGGUCCGGAAGGCGUAUGAGGCGCUUGUUGCGGUGCGCGACCUAGCCGCCGGAGGGUUGCCGGGAACAUCAUCAUCCGUUGUUCCGGUCGAGGAGGUCGGCAUGUUUGAGUGCAACGUCGUGCAAGGCGAGAUAUCGCUAGGAAUCAACGGUUCAUCGGUUGAGGCGGUUCGGCAAACGGUGUCCUCCAUUCUCGACAGCACAUACCCUGAAGUCUCCUUCACGGCGGAAUACGAUACCGACGGUGGCGUCAACUUGACGGCCAUCGGCCCCGGAGGCCACGCGUCGGAGAGCACCAAAGGGCCACUUGUAUUGACCAUUGAAACCUUCCGCGCACUUUCUAGCGAGGAUGGUAUCUCGUUUUACCUGCCCGGGAACACGACUCUAGGAGCGCUUGGCAUUAUCUUUGACAUCCGCUCACGAUACACACACGAUAUCACCUCCGUUCUUGAUGCCGUCCAAGCGGCCAUAGGAGACAAGGCAGAAGCCAUCGACACCGACACUGUCUACCCUGCCCUCGAGGUGACGCCCUUCAUCCCCGCCAUCUUCACCGACCUGAUGACGUCGCCUGAUUUCGGCUCGCAGACGGAUUGGCCCAUAUUGACCUUUGCGCCCGCGUCUAGCGAUGCCGGCUAUACCCGGACGGAGGUUGUUGCACGCGGGUUGGCGCACCUUGCCGUGCAGUUGCUCAAUGAUCCAGUUAUGAUGGCCAACGCGACGGCUAUUAUUCUUGCAAAGUGA
This is a messenger RNA of Chaetomium fimeti, 1462 nucleotides long. RefSeq lists its product as uncharacterized. The record is from RefSeq and is a predicted model, not a curated record. Gene Ontology annotation, molecular function: dipeptidase activity. Bases 71 to 1462 code for a protein of 463 amino acids. The transcript is spliced from 2 exons. NCBI's taxonomy places the organism in Eukaryota, Fungi, Ascomycota, Sordariomycetes, Sordariales, Chaetomiaceae.